AAGAAAGCAAUUUGCCAAUUCCAAGCCAUAACAUAAUCGAUAGAGUCUAUCGAAAUAUCGGAACAACCUGCAUAGAUGGUGCCAGCCCAGCUACGCGAAGCAUUAGAUAUAUGUAAUUAUGUGUUUGCAUUUGUAAAAUUGGACUUGCUACCCAAAUCUCAUAUGUAUAUCGAUUAAUGUGCCACUAAGCUGAGAUCAGAGGCAGCAUGAGUUGGUUUGAAAAGGCCAAAACCGCACUAAUUGAGGCGCUCGAUAUACAGGAUGAUGACAACAAGGCAACGGACAACGUUGUCAGCACUGCUGACGAUGCCGCCUCCACGCCCGGUGCCAUAGCUGCAGCAUCAGCAGCAGCAAUAAAAGCAACAACAACAACGAAUGCAUCAGAAUUGACAACGUCAGCGAUAGAGGGCGCCACGUUCUACGACAAUCCGCAUGCGAACGAAAUGGUCACAAUUCCACCCAGAGCUAGUGAUGCCUCCACAGUAUCUGCUUCAGUUUCGGGAGCAGGAGCAGUCGCAGGAGUCGCCCCAUCAAAUCUCUAUGCGAAACGCCAGUCGGCUACAUCGGAUUCGGUUGAUUUGUUGUCUUCGCCAUCGCCCACGUCGCCAAGUGGCUGUUUGCGCAACUCGGAUUCCUCUUCCCUGGAGCUAAUUACAGCGCCAACAACGACCGCUAGUGAAAUGGAAAUGCAAAUGUCACCGGAUACGGAAGCAUCGUUGCCCGACAGCAUUGUCAUCAUAGCCAGUAAUGAAACCUCGGACAAUGCCGAUGGCGACGAUGAUGAUGACGAUGAUGAUGAUGGGCAAGCGCUGAAUAUGGAGCAGGAUGAUCAUUCCCUACACCUAAAUGAUUCAACAAAGACGAUGAAAGCUUUGGUAUUUAGUGAGACCCAGGCGGCUGCCAGUGUGACAGGAGCGGGAGGGACUGGAGCGGAUUCGGAUUCGACGCAAAGCUUUGAAGAUAUUCAAAUGCAGCUGAGCCACCAUCAUCAUCACAAGAGUCACCACAAAUCGGGUGCUGGCAAGAAAACGGAAAUGGCCGAUCAGAGCUACUCCUCGACGUCUUCGGACAUUGAGAUCAUUUCUAAUCCGAAUGGUGAUUCCAGUACGAAUAGCACCACGACCCGAACCAGUCCGCAAAAAUUCAAGGAACUGAAGCUGAGCAAUCAGCAGCAGCAGCAACAACAACAACAGCAGCAACAGCAACAUCAACACCAGCAUGGCCUCAAGCCGAAGGGUCAUCAUCGUGAGCCGUCGGAGAUAUCGCUGCUCUCCGAGGAUUCGCAAGCGGAGCUGGACAAGCUUGUGAAUCGCAUCAGUGAACUGAAUCAGGUGAUUGAGGCACGCGAACAGCGACUCCUACAAUCGGAGCGUCAAAAUGCUGAGCUCCUGGAGCGGAAUCAACAGUUGUCCGCUCAAGUAGAGGCGGCCAAGAAUAGCGCCGAUAGCAGCGAGGCAAAUGAGGCAGUGCAGCGUCUUUCGGCGCUGGAGAAGAAGUUUCAGGGCAGCAUUAGGGAGCGGGAGGCAUUGCGCAUACAAAUCAAUAGCCUCAAGGAUGAGCUGCUCAAUAAAAUACCCAAGGAUGAGCUAACUGAAUGCAAUGAGAUGAUCCAAGCCCUGCAGUCGGAGGGCGAGAAACUCUCCAAGGAGAUACUGCAACAGUCGAACAUCAUCAAGAAAUUACGGGCCAAAGAGAAAACGUCGGAUACGCUCCUCAAGAAGAACGGCGAACAGAUCUCGGUGCUCUCCAGCGAAUCGGAGCGCCUAAAGAAGUCCCUCGCCGCCAAAGAGGAAAUGGAGCGCACCCAAAUUGAAGCCGUGUGCCGGAUGACCAAUGAGAAGCGUCGUGUCGACGAGGAGAACGCCGAGAGUCGCAGUCGGAUCGAGGAUCUGCAAUCGAAGCUGGCCGCCCUGCAAACCAGUUUCGAUGGCAUCAAAAUUGAACUGCAACAGCGGCAGCGACACGAACAGCAUCAGAUGCUUGCUGAGAAUCAGGAGUAUGUGCAGCAGCUAAACGAUAUGCGCGAGAAGCUACGCCUCACCGCGCACAACAUGGUCAAGCGGGAGCAGCAGUUGCGCGAGGAGAAUCGCGAUCUGUUGAGACGCCUUGAGGCAGCCGAAUCGCGGGCGGAGUGCAGCACCCAGGAGCUGAGUAUGUCCACAACGCCGCUGAUCCGUCAAAUCGAUGCGUUGCAAAAGACGCUCAAUCAGCGCAACGCCAGCUGGGUCAAGGAAGAGCAACAGCUGCUCCAGAAACUGGAGGAUUCACAGGCCCAACUGCGUUCGCUGCAGCAGCUCGAAUCCGUGCAACAUGAGAAACAGGAGCUGCUGCGCACACGUUGUGAUCUGCUCGAGGAGAAGCUAGCCAAUGCCUUGAUGCAGGUGGAGAGCGCCAAAAUAACGUUGCACCAGCAGGAACUAGAUGCCAGUCUCAGGGAUAACGAUUACAAGAGCCAAGUUGUCUCGCUGCAGGAGCAGCUGCAGCAGCGCCAGGACAAACUGGAGCCAUUGAUAGAACAGUGCCAGCAGCUGGAGGCGGAGCUGCGCAAAUUGCACGCAUUCCAGCGCACGAGAAGAAGCAGCAGCAGCGAACUCACCGUCGAGGCAGUCAAUGCCAGCAACGACCUCUCCGACAGCUCCCGUUGCCCAGCCAAACAACAGUUGAACAUCUCGCCGCCGCUCAGCCUGGCCGAUGAUAGUGUCUCCAAUGAGGAUGCACUCGGUGGCAUCAUUGAUUGGCAAGGCGAUGACUUGGAGUGUGCAUCGAAUAGCGGUCGGCAACCGACGGGCCUCAUACAGGGUGUGCAUUUGAGUUUUAUGGCCGGGAAUACGACAACGCUGGAGCAUUUGCAGGCGCUGCUGAAGCAGCGUGAUGGCGAACUGACGCAUCUACAGUGGGAACUGUCGCGUCUGCAGGCGGAACGCGGCGUCCUCGAUAGCCAGAUAUCCAAUUUGACAAUGGAAAUGGAGAUGUUGAAGGAGAAAGUGCAAUUAUAUGAGGCGAUGGAGAAGAGCUUUGAGGAUCUGCAGCAUCGCUAUGAUGCACUGCUGCAAAUGUAUGGCGAAAAGGUGGAGCGCACCGAGGAGCUGGAGCUUGAUCUUGUCGAGCUCAAGCAGGCGUACAAAAUUCAAAUUGACGAGUUGCUCGCUGCACCGCCUCCGAAUCUGCAGCGGACGCCGAAGCACACAUGAUUCUCGUCGUCCCUGGACUGCUGGAGACGCACCUAACAGCCAGAUGCGGUCUCUUCCUGCUCCACUUAAUCCAAUCAAUUCCAAUUAACUGCAAUGUAUUAUGCUUCCUAAUGUCGUCAGGAACCAUUACUCAAUGGUUCCAUCCACCCCUCCACCAGUACCAUUUGUCUAUUUUACCAGGCACCAUAUAUAUCUAUGUGUAAUCGUCAUAUAAUAUAAAAGUAAAUAUAAUUUGCGUGUUAAACAAUUUCUAGUUAUAUUAUGAAUAUGGAUCGAUUGUGAUAAUUUUUAUUUAUACUUAUGCAUAUAAAUUAAACAAAGAAAGAAAA
Drosophila grimshawi is the source of this 3520-nucleotide messenger RNA. RefSeq names its product TATA element modulatory factor (gene Tmf). Gene Ontology annotation, cellular component: Golgi apparatus; endoplasmic reticulum. The coding region runs from base 207 to 3191 and encodes 994 amino acids. Lineage: Eukaryota; Metazoa; Arthropoda; Insecta; Diptera; Drosophilidae. The transcript has 5 exons. The record is from RefSeq and is a predicted model, not a curated record.